Molecule: messenger RNA, 7919 nt
Organism: Closterium sp. Naga37s-1
Lineage: Eukaryota; Viridiplantae; Streptophyta; Zygnematophyceae; Desmidiales; Closteriaceae
Source: the annotation of a GenBank genome assembly
AAAAGCCCGCAACCUACUAGAACUCAACCCUCCCCUGCUUUGCUCGUCCCCAACCAAUUCUCGUGGUAUCCAGUCAGCGUCAACCCAACUGACUUUCCUGCGCGUUCUCUUCCAACUGUCGUGCAAUCCUACCCUGCAGAGUGCGCAAGUGAGGGAGGCGCUAGCCAGCAUGCUCGCUCAGCAGUGGGGCAGCAGUGGGAGUGCGUUCCUCCGCCUGCACUCGUCCGACUCCCCUGCUGCCUGCACCCAGAUGCUCGCUCGGGUGGUGAGAGGGGCUCCGGACGAGCAGGGGCGGAGUGUGGUGGGGGGAGGACCAGGGGAGGUGCUGUUUGGCAGAGCAAGGGGCGUGCGUGGUGGGAGAGGGGGUCGGGGGGCAGGAGGUGGCGUGAGAGGAGGUGGGGGGGGAGGAGUGGGUGGGGGAGGAGAUGGUGGGAGAGGAGGAGUGGUUGGGAGAGCAUUUGGUGGGGGAGCAGCGAGGGCUGGCAGCAGGAGUCAGAGGGGGGCCGUGAGGGCAGGGAGACGACGGGCAGAGGAGCGGCGAGUUGGGAGAGAGGGUGGAGGAAGCGGUGGUGGGGGGAGAAGGAAUGGCAGAAGGGCGGUGAGGAUUAGGCUGCCUGGUGGUAGGGUGGUGGUUCGGGGGAGAAAUGCUGGAACAGGGAGGGAUAGGCGCGGGGACAGGGAUAGGCGCAGGGGAAGGGACAGGAGUGGGGGAAGAGGUGAGGAAGGGAGGCGAUUUGAGAGUGGCGCAGGGGAGGAAGAGGAGGAGGAGGAUUACUCGGUGGUACAAAUGCCGGUUUGGAUGGCGUGUGAGGUGGAGGGGGAUGGUGAGUCGGUGGAGGGGGGUGGUGAGUCAGUGGAGGGGGGUGGUGAAUCGGGGAAGGGGCGAGUGAGAGGGGAGGGGAGUGGCGAGGCGCUGAGAAGAGUGAAAGAGGAGCAGGUGGAUGGGGGGUUCGCGGGGGGGAGUAUGUUGCAGGUGCAGCACACGAGAGAGGGGGAGGAGGAGGCUGCGGAAGAGGUUGAGGAGGGGGUGGGUGAGGGGAAAGAGCAGGAGAGAGGUGAGGAGGCAGGGAUGGAAGAGCAAUGGCAGGCGCGAGUGGAGGGAGGGUGGGAGCAAGGGGACCGUGGUGGUGGAGUGGAGAAAGAUGGGCAGGAGAGGGAGGAGGAAGAGGAGGAACAGGCACAGCAGGGAGGGCAGCAGGGAGGGCAGCAGGAAGCAGGGGCAUGCAGGGAGCGUCCGUUUGUGGUGUUGGCACCAGCUGCAGUGGUGUCUAUGGCCGUGGGUCUGGAUUCCAUAGACGUGGUUAUUCUGGUGGAUGACUCGGCAACUCCUUCCUUGACCACUCAGCACCUGCUCGCCUCCCUGCUCUUCCACCGAAACACCUCCACCGCUCCCAGCCCCUCUCCACAGCAGCAAGCCUGCAGCAUACCACCUCUCACCGUGCUGCGCCUCUACUGCCCUGCAACUGAGGAGCAGCGGCUGCUGGAAAGCGCGUGGCACGGGGCAGUGAGGGGCUUUGACUGGACUCGAGAGUCUGAAGAGCAGCGUGUGCUGCAGGGCCACAGGCAUGGUGCUGGGAGGGGUCUGGGGGGUUCGGUGAGGGGAUUCGCUGGUGGAGUGGGGAGGACGAUGGGGAACGAGAGGAGAGAAGAGCGAGAGGAGAUUGGGGGAGAGGUGAGAGGCGUAGGGGUGGAGGUAGGCGAAGGGGUCUGUGGAGAAGGGGAGGAGAUGCAGUGGGAGGCGAGGAGAGGAGUGAAGAGGCGUGCUGGUGGGAGGGAGGGGGGGUGGAAGAGGGACGAGGAGCACGGAGACGAGGAGGAGGAGCCAAGGAAGGGGAGGGAAGGCAAGCAGAUGCGGAAGAGGCGAAGGGUGGACGGCUGUACUGGUGAAGAGUCGAAGGGGCGUUCUAUGGAGGAAGGAGGUGGGGAGGGAAGGAGUGAUGGCAUUGCAGGGAGAGGGGACGUGAGGCAGGAGGAAGGGGGGGGAGGGAGUGCUUAUGGGAAGGGGGUUGGCGAGGAGGAGGCAGGAGAGGGGCAUAGGAUGGAGUGCAGCGGGAAGGGGUGGGGCAGCGGGGUAGGGGAGGUAAGAGGGGAAGACGGAGUGGGAGGGAGAGAAGAGGAGUUACGAGGAGAGGGACUUGGGGAGGAGGGGCAUGGGAUGGGAGCGGAGGAGGAAGGGUAUGGGAUGGGAGCGGAGGAGGAAGGGUAUGGGCUUGGAGGAGAGGAGUGUAGAAUUGGAGGGGAGGAGGAGGAGCAUAGGAUUGGUGGGGAGGAGGAGGAUUGUCUUAUUGGUGGGGAGGAGGAGGAGGAGUGUAGGAUUGAUGGGGAGGAGGAGCAUAGGAUUGGAGCGGAGGAAGAGGAGGAUAGGGUUGGAGGGGAGGAGGAGAAGCAUAGUAUUGGAAGGGAGGAGGAGGAGCAUACAAUGGGAGGGGAGGAGGAGGAGCAUCAGGUGGGAGGGGAAGAAGAGGAGCAUAGGGUGGGAGGUGAGGAGGAGGAGCAUAGGUUGGACGGAGGGAAGCAAAGGGGUGAGGCUGGGCAGGAGGUGGGAAGUGAGAAGAUAAGGGUGGAAUGGAGAGACUAUGGGCAUGGGUUGGAAGAGACAGGCAGCGGGGAAGAGGUAGCAGGGGAGGAGAGACGAGAUGGGAUGGAAGGAGUGGUGGGAGGAAGAGGAGGGGAGGGAGUGCAACUGUGGGAUAAUGCAGGCGAGAGGUUGGGAGUGGAGAACGGGGCGAGUUGUGCGCGGUGUAGAAGGGUGAGAACCAAUGUGAGAAGCAGUGACGGUAGCACUUUGAUGAGCGACGAAUGCAGCGCAAGGACUAGUGGGGUGUGGCGGUCAAUUGAGAUUGUGAAGGCCGACAUUGCUGCUGCUGUGGCUGAGGCCAGGAGGCAGGUGGGUGAGAGGGGGAGGGAUGUGGGCAGGCAAGGAGACGAGGGAGUGACGGGGACGAAGGGAGUGGGGGAGCGAGAAGGUGGAGGCUUGGUGGGGGAUGCAGGGGGGAAAGGUAGAGCAGGAGAAGGGACGGCGAGGCUGACUGGAGCAGAGGGAGAGGGAGGAGUGGGAAGGGAGGGAGGAGUGCGGAAAGAGGGAGGAGUGGGAAGAGAGGGGGGAGUGGGAAAGGAGGGAAGAGUGGGAGAAGAAGGAGAAGUGGGAAGAGAGGGAGGAAUGGGAAGGGAGGGCGGAGUGGUUGACGGGGCGCAGAGGCUGGGCAAGGGUGGCGAGGAGGGGAGUGUGGAGAUGGAGGAGGGGGAGUGGCACGAGGAGGAGGAGAUGGAGGGGAGAGGUGCAAGUGGUGGUGGUGAUGGGCGCUCCUUGGAGCAGCACAGGGCCUCCACCGCCCCCUCCCUCUCGCGCCCCUCAGCCCGAAUUUCCGCGCAAGCAGGCAGCAGGGAUCAAGGGACAGAGCGGCUGCCCAGUCAGCACCGCCCACAUCUGCCAAGUCAGCCUGGCCCACAUCCACCCAGUCAGCAUGGUCCGCUUACCCUUAUGCCACGUCAUCAUCCGCCUGGCUUUCCUAUGCUUUUCCAUGCCAACCAUCCCCCCACCUUUUUCCUCGCACGCCCUCCAAACGCCCACCCCCAUUAUCCUCACACUGCUGCUCUCAACCACGCUCCUACGCCUCCUCCCACUCCCCGCAACCACCCUCAAUCUCCUACCACCUCCCGCACCCCUCCCAACUCCCCUUCGAACGCACCUCACCAACCACGUGCCUCCACCCCCCAUCCGCCCCUGCGCCUGCCAUUUUCCCCCUCCAAGAAGGCUUGUGUGUCGACCCAGAAGUGGCUGGAUGAUCUGCCACGUGGUUCAGCAAAUGAAGGGAGAUGUGGCGUGGUGAACGCUGAGGCGCAUGAGUGGGAGGAUGACGUGGCAGAUUACAUGCCAGGUGGCUCACCGAAAGAGAAGACAUGCGGAAAGCUGGGAGAUAAGGCAGGCACGAAAAGGGAUGAUGUGGCGAAGCAGGUGCCAGCUGGCCCAUUGAAUGCAGUGACAUGUGGAACGGAAAGCAGGGAGACACGUGGUGAAGGGAUGGAUGAGGUGGCAGGCCAGGUGCCAGCAAGCAUCCCACGUGGCAGAGAGGGGCAUGAACAGCCCCUUAACCAGGUGGCACCAAGCAGUUCCCGUGGCAGGGCGGAAAAUGAAGCAAGGCCAUCCCCUGACGGUGGGUCAAAGGGGGGGUUACCGGGGAGAACGGGAGGGAGAGCGGUGCGACGGGGGUGUGGAGUGGUUCGGGGAGGUGUGCUGGUGGGAGUGGGAAGGGGAAGAGGGAGGGGGGUAGGAGGGCGAGGGAUUGGAGGGAGGGGGGUGGGAGGAAGUAAGGAGGGGGCCCAGAAUGGGCAGAUGAAAGUCCGGGGAGAUGAGGGAGCGGGGAUGGCAGGAGAGGGAGUGGAGAGGAGUGCGGGGAGCUCUGUGCUGGGAAAGCGAUCAAGGCACGAGGCUGGCUUGAACGGGCAGGAGGAAGGCAUGGGAGGGGAGAAAGGAGGCAUGGAGAGGCAGGCGCAGGAGGAUUGGGCGAUGCCGAAAGAGGGGCUUGGAGGAGAGGCGGGGCAGGUUACAGCUGGGGAGAGGUUGGUGGGUGUGCAUGUGAUAUCAGCGAAAGGCAGUCAGGAGGCGGCAAAGCCAAGGAACAGGCAGAAGGAGGGUGGUGAAGGAGAGGUGGGGGCGGUUAACGAUGUGGGGAUAUCAAUGGAUGUGGCGGAUCAGGUGAUUACAACGGGGGAGAAUCUGGUGGGCAUGGAUGUGAUCGCAGGGAAAAGGGGUCAGGCAGCGGUGGAGCUAAGGGACAGCCAGACCGAGGGUGGUGAAGGGGAGGUGAUAUCAGUGGGAGGAAGCGGACAGGCGGCAGUUGAGCUAAGGGAUGGGCAGAUGGAGGGUGGUGAAAGCGAGGUGGAGGGUAUGAAAGCGGGGGAGAAGUCUGUGAAUGGGGUGGCUGGAGACGGGCAGGCGAUUAAAGGGCGGAUGGAGGCGAAGGGAAGGGCGGAGGAGGCGAGAGAGGAGGGGAGAGGGGAGGUGGAAUCGGGGAAGGAGGGAGGUGACGAAGAGGAAAAGGAGAAGGAGGAAGGAGGAGGGCGAGGGAAGGAGGCGGAAGGAGGUGAGGAGGGGGAAGGGGAGAAGCAGCAAGCGGUUGAUGUGGAGACACGCGGCAGGGAGGAAGGAGAGAUGGACGGUGCAGAUGGUGUGGGGAGGGAGAGGGGUGAGAGGAGAGAUGGGGAGGAAAUGGAGGUGGGGGAAAAGGAAGGAGGGAAUGAAAAGGAAGUGGGGAAGGAGAGGGAAUUAGGGGAUGGGAGGGAAAUGGAGGAUGGGAAGGAAUUGGGGGAUGGGAGGGAAGUGGCGUCAACUCAGGGUGAUGGCGGUGAGUGUGGGCAGGAGGAAGGGAGAAGCGCGCUUGUAUCUCUGGAAACUGCUGCAGUCGACACUGCUGCAGGCUACAGUGCUGCAGGCUACAGUGCUGCACCUGACGUCCCUGUAGCAGAUGCUUCCCCCAAGAGCACACCUGCUGUCAACGCAGCUGUAGCAGACUCAGGUGCAGCCGAGACAGCUGUAGCAAGUGCAGCCGAGACAGCUGUAGCAAGUGCAGCCAAGACAGCUGUAGCAAGUGCAGCCGAGACAGCUGUAGUGAGUCCAGCCGACACAGCUGUAGCAGACACAGCUGUAGCAGACUUAGCUGUAGCAGACAUGGUUGCAGCAACAACAGCUCCAGCGCCAGAUACAGCUGCACCAGAUACAGCUGCACCAGAUACAGCUGCACCAGAUACAGCCGCACCAGAUACAGCCAAGAGGGUCCAUGAGGAGGGCGGAGAAGAAGGUAGGGAUGGGGCUGAGAAGGAGCAAGGGAGUGGGAAUGAAGCGGAGAGAGAGGAGGGGACUGGGGCUGAGGGUGCGCAGGGUCAGAUUGGCCGUUCUUCUGUUGGAGCAGAGCGAGCAGAGGUAGGGGUGGAAGCAGACGGAGAAGAAGGGGCAGAUGGAGCAGAGGGAGCAGAGGGAGCAGAGGGAGCAGAGGGAGCAGAUGGAGCAGAGGGAGCAGAUGGAGCAGAUGGAAAAGAGGACGCAGAGAUGACUGAUGGGGCAGAGGGAGCAAAGGGGGCAGAGGGAGCAGAGAGGGCAGUGGAAGCAGAUGGGGCAGAGGGAGCAGAGGGAGCGGAGGGAGCGGAGGUGGCAGAGGUGGCAGAGGUGGCAGAGGUGGCAGAGGUGGCAGAGGUGGCAGAGGGUGCAGAGGUGGCAGAGGGUGGAGAAGAAACAGAGGCAGGAGAGAGAGGGGAGGGGGCGCAAGCAGCUGUAGUGACAGGGAUGGCGAGUGGGGAAGGAGCAGGAAGAAUGGAGGGAGCAGGGGAGGUGGCGAUGGCAGAGGCACAUGCAGAACCAGCAGGGGAGGGAGGAGGAGAAGAAGCAGCAAGAGCGAGGAUAGGAGAAGGUGGGGAGAUGGAGAGAGGGGAACAGCACCAACGCCUGCUCAUCAGCGACAUUCAGCAGCAGCAGCAGCAGCAGCAGCAGCAGCAGCAGCAGCAGAAUGGUCACCCUGCUGCUGGUGUGCCUGGCAGUGGUAUCACCACUCCCCCCCCCUCAGACCACAUCCCCAUGGACACUUCCACUCUCGCUGCCGCCCAGAGUAUCACCCCUGCCACGCGGGAUAUCUUGCUGGCGGAGCGGCUGCGUCUGGAGGAUCUUAUGAAGCACCAGCAGGCUGCCACGCUGGCAGUAGAGCGCCAGCUGGACGAUGAGAAGGAGCGCCAGGUGGCGCUGGUGCUGCAGCGGUUUGAGCGGAGGAAGGCGGUGGUGAGAGCGAAAGGGGCGGCAGAAAUGGAGAGGACAAGGGAGGCCAUAGGGAUGGUGGAUGGUCUGAUACCGCUGCUGCAGGCUUGGCAGGCCAAAUACUCAAGUGGGGCGGGGGCAGCAGCCUCGGGAGCAGCAGGUUCGGGAGCAAGGGUUGCUGGAGGUGGUGCUGGGACUGCUGGGACUGCUGGGACUGCUGGGACUGCUGGGACUGCUGGGACUGCUGGGACUGCUGGGACUGCUGGGACUGCUGCGGCUGCUGCGGCUGCUGGGGCUUCUGCUGGUGGUGCUCAUGCCGGUGGCGCAAGGGUUGCUGGACGUGGUGGUGUGGGGGCAAUGGAUGUGCAUUCACUAACCACAGCAGCGCUGCCUACAGCAGCAAUGGGCACUCGAGCAGCAGCUGUCGGCACGCCAGCCACCGUGCAUGCGGGCACAACGAGCAUGCAAACGAGCAUGCACGCUGCACGGCAUGCUGCCGUGACUGCAGUGACUGCAGCCAUGAGUGCAGUGAGUACAGGCAUUGAUGCAUCCGCAGUUGCUCCCCAGCAACGCCCUGUGACGCCAGCUCCUGUGUCUGCUGCUGUUCUCUCAGGCCAACAAGCGCUGACUCAGCAGCAGCGGCAGCAGCAGCAGCAGCAGCAGCAGGUACCAAUGCAGCGGCAGCGGAAUGUGCAUGUGCUUGUGCAUGCACAAAUGCCCUCUCUGCCCCAUCCUGUGCAGCAGCCGCCACAGCAAUUGCAGCAGCAACAGCAACAGCAACAGCAGCAUCAGCAACAGCAGCAGCAGCAGAACUCACAUCUAUUCACAGUUUCUGGAGUGAAUCGUGUGUUUGCUGCACCUCCUGCUGCCAUGUCUCCUCUGCCUGCUCCACUUUCCCCUUCCGCUGCCACUGCUGCCAUGUUCUCAGCUGCUGCUGCAAUGUCUCCUCCUGCCCUCUGCAACGCCACCUCAACUCCCUCACAUGCCAUGCAUCCGCCGUCAACUGGCCCCCAUGCCCCUCUCAACGCCAACGCUGCUCACCUCCCUGACAUGGCACAGCCUCAGCAUGCUCCCGCCCCACACGUCCAGCAGCAGGGGUGCAUGCAUGGUGAGAAGCAGUUGUGCAUACACGCUUCAGUGGGUCACACGGCUGUCACAUCCUCCUUUCGAGUUCUAG